AUGGCGGAAGUUCUGGGCGUCGUAGCAGACGCUCCCGUGCCCGCUGAUGAGGGCACUGCUCCGCCUACACCACCUGACGUGCCCCUGAAGGGUAAGAACCGCCAGCGAAUCCUCCGUGGCAUCCAGCGCAUCUCUUCAUCGCCGUCCCUCACCGGACUGGGACGAUCAAGAUCGGUCAGCAAUCCCUACAGCCUCCGAUAUGGUUCCAUGUCCUGCGUCAGUCUAUCCACAGCCGGGCCCUCGCAGGGAUCCCCGAGCGGCAGGUCUCCCACGCCUCAGCUUUCUCCCCUGGCCACGACAGACGGUUCGUACUUUGACUCUCAAGCCGGCAAAGGAGUAUUGCUGGUUGAAGAGGAAGAGGACGAUGGUGUCGACAAGUUGCCGGCCAUUCGAAAAGUCGCCCUUGGGCCUGCCCACAGCUCGCCCACCGUUUCUUCCCUGCCGUCCGAGCUGAAGGGACGAGCUAGAGGUUCGGAAAAGAAGGAUUUUUAUUUCUGGGAUAACAUCCCUCACGAGGUGCGGGUCCAUAUCUUUGCAUAUCUGCGGCCCAAGGAGCUGGUGCGGAUAUCCAGAGUCAGCAAAUCGUUCUACAGCUUCUGCUUUGACGGGCAGCUGUGGACGUCAAUCGAUGCCUCUGAGUUUUACCAGGAGAUCCCUGCUGCCUCACUGGCACGCAUCAUUGCUGCCGCCGGUCCCUUCGUCAAAGAUUUAAACUUGAGAGGAUGCGUUCAGGUGGAGCAUUACAAGCGCACCGAAGUCAUUGUCAAGUCGUGCAAGAAUCUGAUGAAUGCGACCCUCGAAGGCUGUCGGAACUUCCAAAAGCACACGCUUCACAAUCUACUCAGAAGCAACGAGAAGCUGGUGAACCUGAACCUGACGGGACUCGCGGCGGUGACAAACACAUCUUGCAAGAUUAUUGCUGAAUCGUGCCCUCAGCUGGAGAGCUUCAAUGUCUCGUGGUGCCAGAAGGUCGAGGCUCGCGGGAUCAAGGCCAUCAUCGACGCUUGCACAAAGCUGAAGGACCUCCGUGCUGGCGAGGUAAAGGGGUUCGAUUGUCUUGCUACCGCAGAGUCGAUUUAUAACACCAAUCGACUUGAGAGACUGGUUCUCAGCGGGUGUCUUGAGCUCAAUGACGAGGCAUUGAAGAUCAUGAUGCAUGGGGUUGAUCCUGAGAUUGAUAUCCUCACCGGUCAUCCUGUGGUUCCGCCUCGUCGGCUUCGCCACCUAGACCUGAGCCGCUGCAUCAGACUGACCAAUGCAGGGUUGAAGGCAGUUGGCCAUGUGGUUCCAGACCUGGAAGGCCUGCAGCUUUCGGGAUGCAAGUCGCUGACCGACGCAGCGCUUGAGCCCGUCCUUGCCUCAACACCGAGGUUGACCCUCCUCGAGUUGGAGGAUCUUGACGAGAUCACCAACUCGCUGCUGUCUGAGCAUCUCGCCAAGGCGCCGUGUGCUGCCAAUCUGGAGCACCUCUCUCUGAGCUACUGCGAGAAUAUUGGAGACCUUGGCAUGCUCCCCGUCAUGCAAAAGUGCAUACGGCUGCAGAGUGCUGAUUUGGACAAUACGAAAAUCAGCGAUCUCGUCCUGGCAGAAGCUGCCUCGAUGGUCAUCAAGCGUUCCAAGCCGGCUUCAACGAGUGAUGUUCGUCCCAAGGUAACGCUACGGCUAGCAGUAUACGACUGCCAAAACGUCACUUGGACAGGCAUCCGGGAAGUCUUGUUCAGGAAUGCUCAGGUCAGGCCGGCCGCAGACCAGCCCGGCGGCAUCACGUACCCGACCGAGAGCAUUGGCCUGAAGUGCUUCUACGGCUUCCAGAUGACCGUCGACGAGCACCAGAAGAGAGUUCUCAGGGGCGACUUUGUGGCCGCUGGUCGGCUGGAGAGAAAGUGGGCAGACUACAUGCAGGCAAACGAAGAAGCUGGCGUCGGGGGAGUUGGAUAUCGAAGGCGCCGGCGCAGAGCAAGGCAUGCACAAGCUCUUCAUGCGGAUGAGGAGGACGGCGGGGUUGUCGGCCGCCGCAGGGCGAGGACCUUGGGCUCUUGCUCCGUGAUGUGA
Messenger RNA from Trichoderma reesei QM6a, 2052 nucleotides. RefSeq lists its product as uncharacterized. The transcript has a single exon. Bases 1 to 2052 code for a protein of 683 amino acids. Gene Ontology annotation, molecular function: protein binding. Gene Ontology annotation, cellular component: SCF ubiquitin ligase complex. Gene Ontology annotation, biological process: SCF-dependent proteasomal ubiquitin-dependent protein catabolic process. The record is from RefSeq and is a predicted model, not a curated record. NCBI's taxonomy places the organism in Eukaryota, Fungi, Ascomycota, Sordariomycetes, Hypocreales, Hypocreaceae.